AAACAACAAAACAAAGAAGGGUUGAAAAAGGAAAAAACGAGCGGGAACGUGUUUAUUUUCCUAAAAUCAAAUUAAAUACAUCGAAUUCCUGUAGUAAAGCAGUAAUUAUGAAUAGUUUUAGUGCUUCUGCACCUAAUACAUUAAGUCUCUCGUCUAGUUCAAAAUUAUUAGCACUAGAAAAGACAUUACAUCAAAGUAUCGUCAACUUUCAAGAAGUUGCUAGAGAAAUUGAAGCAUUGCACUUAGUAUCUGAGGAUUACAAAAACCAGUUUUUAACACAAAAGGAAAAAUGUGAAAGCAAACAUUGCAGUGCUUCAGAGGCACUGUCAAAGGUUAUAGAAUGUAAGGAUAACAUAAUACAAUCAGUUGCAUCGGCAGUAACAAGACUUAAUGAAACAAAAAACUUCAAUAUGAUCAAAGAUAUCUUUAAAAUACUAUGCGGAGAUUCCCCUAUUACAGUUCUUAAAGUAGAACCACAGAUUGUAAAGGAUGAAAAAAAUAAUACAUUUAAUUUUAUAACUCCAAAAAAAGAACUUGACUCCACUACAGAUAUUACUGACGUAACUAUGAAAGAUGAAUCUGUAUCAGAAAUUGAAGGCACACCUACCGGACGAACCAGUCCUAUAAUCCAGUCUAGGAAGAUGAAAAAUGGGUGUGUAUCGUCAUCAUCUGACCAUAGAGACAAAAAGAAAUGUCCUGAUAGUUGGUCUACACCAGAUUCAAAGGCGAUGAAGCUAACAUUUCCUCCCAACUCCAAACGCGGCAAGUGGAGGCAAGGCCGCCUGAGUGUCGUCACGGUGAAAUCAAACAGUGUGGUGGAUCUCACCAGUUCACCGGAGUUGAUGGCUAUGAACAAGAGCUCACAACCAGAAACUAUUGUCCAGGCGUUAGUAAAGAAAGAAUCGACAGACAACGACGACACUAUUCUACCUUCGCCAACCAGCGGACCAAAUAAUUAUCCAUCUUUAUUGAAAAACCCCAUCAAAAGUGAGAGCUUCAAAAGGCCACUAUGUUUGAAAAAUAAGUCUGAAGACAAAAUAAAUAAAUGUAACGUAGAAAAUAGUCCAAAAAAGAAAUCAACUAAAAGACAGGAAGAACCUGAUGAAUCCAUCAAUUUAUUGAAACCUGCGUUAGUAAAGAAAGAAUCGACAGACAACGACGACACUAUUCUACCUUCGCCAACCAGCGGAUCAAAUAAUUAUCCAUCUUUAUUGAAAAACCCCAUCAAAAGUGAGAGCUUCAAAAGGCCACUAUGUUUAAAAAAUAAGUCUGAAGACAAAAUAAAUAAAUGUAACGUAGAAAAUAGUCCAAAGAAGACAUCAACUAAAAGACAGAAAGAACCUGAUGAAUCCAUCAAUUUAUUGAAACCUGCCAGAUUUAUGAAAAUGUUAGACGAGAAUUCGCCAAUAAAAGUGCAACCGAUGGACGAUGAAACGCACUGCGAGAUGCCAUCCAGCUUGUCAAUACUUGAACACCACGUGUUGGCUUCGAAGGACGCUGGUGAAGCUCUGAAAGCGUUCUUCGACGAGCUAUAUCAAAACGACCACGAGAUGCUCGCCAAGAAGAUGGACGAGUGCUCCAAGCAUCGCGGUAGGAACAACCCAGCGCGCCCCAAGACUCCUGAAGGUUUCUGGAACCCGCGUUGGUCUGUGCCCAGCGAUACUGAGGAGUUUAAUAGGAGGAACAACGCUGCAAAACUUCCCGUGGAGCCCGUAUACAAAGAGCCAACUGUGAGGAAGAAAGCUGAAAAACGCGCCCUGCCCGGGUGGAGCUGUGAUGAAUGUAAAACGUUCUUCGACGAGCUAUACCAAAACGACCACGAGAUGCUCGCCAAGAAGAUGGACGAGUGCUCCAAGCACCGUGGUAGGAACAACCCCGCGCGCCCCAAGACUCCUGAAGGUUUCUGGAACCCGCGUUGGUCUGUGCCCAGCGAUACUGAGGAGUUUAAUAGGAGGAACAACGCUGCGUGACCAACCCUAGAAAAAUCAGUAAACCCCUCGAUAAAUCAGUCAAUCCCCUAUAAAAAUCAGUCGAUCCCCUAGAAAAAUCAGUCAAUCUCAUAGAAAAACUCCUCAACGAAAUCUGUUCUCAAUAGCACCGCGGACGGAACAUCCCCGCGCGCCCAAAGACUCAGGCCUCUAAAACCCGCGCUAGUCUGUGCCCAGCCAUACUGAGGAGUUUAACCGGAGGAACAACGCUGCGUGACCAACCCUAAGACAAUACUGA
Molecule: messenger RNA, 2226 nt
Organism: Ostrinia furnacalis (Asian corn borer)
Lineage: Eukaryota; Metazoa; Arthropoda; Insecta; Lepidoptera; Crambidae
Exons: 13
Coding region: 108-1970 (620 amino acids)
Biological process (GO): DNA double-strand break processing involved in repair via single-strand annealing
Molecular function (GO): damaged DNA binding
Source: RefSeq, a predicted model, not a curated record